GUUUUUUUAUUAUUCAUUCCUUCUUCUUCCUCCCAUUUUAUACCUUUUCCUUAAUUUCUUUGAAUCAGAACUAAAUAAAGCAAUAUCCAAAUGUGUUUGUAUAUAGAUACACAUUACUGUCAAUUAUAUGCGUGUGUGUGUGUUUGUGUAUAGAGACUAUAUAAGUAGUAGAAAAGGUGAAGGCAAUGUGGGAAACAGAAGUAAACGGAGAUUUUUGAAUUAUGUGGAGACUUAAGUGGAGUACAGCAGAUAUCAUGAAUGGAUUUGUGGAGUAUCAGUAGGAUUUGAAGAUGAUGAUGGUAACCGGUGCUAGCAGAAGAGGCAUUAAUGAUAAGUGAAGGGAAGAAGUAGAAGAAGAAGAGGAGGAUGGCGGGGGUUGCAGCACUGGUCGAAUUCUAGGGUUCGUGGUGGUGGUGGGAGCUAAACCUUGUGAAUGUGGUGGUAAUGAUGCCGGUGGCUCUGGCAAAAUAUGCUGAGACUGCGGUGCUGCGGAUGGAGCUUCUGCUGCCGCUAUUGCCUUGGAAGCUGCUAAAAUUUCAAAGUUAGCAAUAAGGUUAAUGAUUCUGUAAGUUUAAUUUCUGGUUUGCUAUUUACAGUACAGAUGAUAUGAGGUUACCUUGGGGACUCGGAGAAGAUGAAUCAGUUGGUGGAAGGCUUGGCCCAAGCAAUACAGGAUUAGGACCUGUAUGUCAACAAGCUUCAUUUCAACAUAGAUGUUCCAAUUUAAAGUUCAGAGAUCCCAUAUUACAAGCUUGGGGGAGAGAGAGAGCCAGGGUUCUAUUAAUGGGAAGCUGAAGAGGGACAUUGGCAGUGAUAAUGAGACAAGUACAGUCCCUACCAGUUGUCAAGAGAGUGCUUAAUGAGCUGCAACAGCUUGAAGAUGGAGAAGAAGACCCAUUGCUGCUACUCCCUGUUAUAAAAUUUAGACAUGGAGUGACGCUAGAGAUCAUGGAGGGUGUGCAUGAUGUAGUGAUCAUCUGCCCAUUCACUGAAAUACCACUCAGUAAGAUCCCGAUCAUAACUCCGAAAACCUUUAACAUCUUCGUGGUUGAUCUAUGAACAAUUAGACUAUUGUGUUGCACAGAUAAAAUCAAUAUUGAUAUAACUUCUUCAGGUGAUUUAAGGAUUUACAGGCUUUGUAAAAAAAUUGGUUGAUUUGAAAUGGGUUUUUGGAGUUCAACCACCUUCAACUAAAUUUCAUUAGUGAAUAAACUUUUCCUUAAUUUUCCUGAUGUGUGAUGAUAUAGCAGAUCUGGGUAGGUGAAUUUGGCAUGAUUAAUUGCUGUAUUUGGAUUGUCAUUUGUUAAUAGACAGUUGAUUUACAACAUAAGUCUUGGGUCAAUUGGGUGAAUGUCCAAGUCGAUAGUUUUGACUAGGUCGAGGAUGUUUACAAUGGAUCAACUUGAUUAGAGAAUAUAUAUUAUAGUAAUUACUGUCGUUUUCAAUGACAUUUCUACAUUUCGUUAAUUAGACGAUAUAUAUAACACAUAAAAACGUAAAGUCUGAUUAUAAUUUACAACUUCUUAUAGAAGUAGCGACCAUACGGUCAAAAAAUGGUUAGUAAUUAUCGGUAUGUUCAUUAAUGACAAGUGCUACUAUUUUGAAAAUGUUAAAAAUUCUGAUCUAUGAGUAAAAGUAAUUGAUUGAAAGUUGAAUAACAUGACACUUUCAUUAUGUAAAUCUUAGAUGUGUUUAAAAUGUAUAUACAUACAUUCACUCAGGUGUUAUUGAUGAAUUACAUGCAUUUUAAUUUAUUCAAAAAAUUAUUCCCUUAAGCAAGAAGUUUGAAAAGAGAAGGAUCUAGAAGUGGUUUAAUUAGAAAUCACAAGCCUCCUUGGUUUAGUAGAAUUUGGUAAUCAGAAACAUACCAAUACUUUUUGUCUUUUUCCACUCAAAACUUUGUAUAUAUACACCCAUUGUCUUUGGCUUUCUUCUCAAUCCAACUCCAACCAAAAUCCUUGACUCUAAACAAUCAAGCUAGCUAAAUUAAAGUUUUGACAAGCCACUUAAAUGGCUUCAAGGGGAUGUCAAAUGGGUCUGGUGGCCAUGGUGGUGCUUGUAGCCAUGCUUUGUGGUAGAGCCAUGGCUCAAUCAGGUUGCACUUCUGUAAUCACCAGCCUGGCUCCAUGCCUCAACUACAUCACAGGCAACUCAUCCACCCCAUCAUCUUCUUGUUGCUCCCAGCUGGGCAAUGUGGUUCAAUCCUCACCACAAUGCCUUUGCUCUCUGCUUAAUGGAGGUGUCCCCCAGUUAGGCAUCAGCAUUAAUCAAACUCUUGCUCUCUCGCUUCCUGGUGCCUGUAAUGUGCAAACUCCGCCAAUUAGCCAGUGUAACGCUGGAAAUGGACCAACAACUACGGGAACUUCUCCGGUUGGUUCUCCAACUGGGUCUCCGGCAGAUCCUUCUGAUGACACACCCGAUGCUGCAACUACUCCAUCUGCCUCAGAAAUCCCUUCAGGAACAGGAUCCAAGACUGUCCCAUCCACAGAGGAACACUGGUCGAAUUCUAGGGUUCGUGGUGGUGGUGGGAGCUAA
Molecule: messenger RNA, 2535 nt
Organism: Carica papaya (papaya)
Lineage: Eukaryota; Viridiplantae; Streptophyta; Magnoliopsida; Brassicales; Caricaceae
Source: RefSeq, a predicted model, not a curated record